AUGGAAAUGAGCACACCAACAUUCGCCAUCUAUGGCACGAUUAUCCACUCGCUCAGUCUCACUGACCUGCAGAUCCAGGAGAAUACCCUGGUCCUGGUCAAGUCGGGAAAAAUCCACUCCCUCGACUCCCCAGUGUCGACCGACCACGUCCCGACCAUCCUCAGAGACAGGGGCUACACCGAUCCAGUUCCCGUCAGAUACCUCGAAAGAAGCCAAUUCCUGAUCCCGGGAUUCGUGGACACACACAAUCAUGCACCACAAUGGGCCCAACGAGGCAUCGGGCGCGGCAUCUCCCUGCUGGACUGGUUGGACAAAGUCACCUUCGCCCACGAGGCUAAAUUCAAGGACCCAGCUUACGCGCGACGCAUGUACUCGUCCUGUGUAUCGGGCUUUUUGAAGCAGGGCAUCACGACAGCCAGCUACUACGGCUCGAAACACGGGGAUGCAUCCAAGAUCCUCGCCGAGGUGUGUUUGGAGCUGGGUCAGCGCGCGUUAGUGGGCAAGUGCAACAUGAAUCGCCACGCGCCGGGAUGGUACAGCGAUGAAUCGGCGGAGAGUUCGCUAAACGAAACUAGAGAUUUUCUGGAUCAUAUCUCCCGUCUUGAUCCGGGUCACGACCUGGUCCAGCCGGUAUUGACGCCUCGAUUUGCCAUUUCGUGCGAGGAGCACCUGCUCCGUAGACUGGGGGACCUCGCGGCCGAGAACCCCUGGAUGCCGAUCCAGACGCAUUUUAAUGAAGCGCGGGACGAGAUGGAGUUUACCAAGUCGCUCUUCCCGGGUUUCAGGAACGAGGCGGAUCUGUACGAAUCCAUGGGACUGUUGAAUAGUCGGUCCAUCCUGGCGCACUGCAUUUUCCUCCAGGACGAGGAGAUGACGCGUCUACGGGACCUGGGAUGCGGCAUUGCCCAUUGCCCGAUCUCAAACACAUGCAUGAGCGUGUACAUGGUUGCUCCGAUACGGGAGUAUCUUCGUCGCGGCAUCAAAGUCGGGCUGGGCACCGAUAGCGGGGGCGGGUUCUCCUCGUCCAUGCUGGAGGUCAUGAAACAUGCGUUUCUCGUCUCGAAUGCACGGCAGACGAGCACCGACGGCAAAGAUGCUUCUCUGUCGCUGGCAGAAUGUUUCUUCCUUGCCACGCUGGGCGGGGCGCAGGUCUGCGGGUUGGGUGAGCGGAUUGGCAAUUUUACGGUGGGCAAGGAGUUCGAUGCACUUGUUAUUGACGGUGUCGUUGAUGAUGGGGUCAUGGCGCCUGUUGAAGAUGAGGAUGGGAUUGGCAUUGUCUUUGAGAAGUUUCUCAUGACGGGGGACGAUAGGAAUAUUGUCGGUGUUUUUGUGGGAGGGAGGACGGUGAGGGAGCGAGCGUAG
Monascus purpureus is the source of this 1362-nucleotide messenger RNA. Lineage: Eukaryota; Fungi; Ascomycota; Eurotiomycetes; Eurotiales; Aspergillaceae. The record is from the annotation of a GenBank genome assembly.